AUGGCGUUUUACGUGGACGAAGAAGAGGUCUGGAAAUGUCCAAAGCAUCCAUCGAAACGUCGCCGUAGUGGAGUCUGUCCGUUUUGCCUCCGAGACAAGCUCGCUUCUCUCUGUCCCGACUGCGCCCACUACCGUCCUUGCGCGUGUAGUGCCACCUCUUCCUCUUCUUCUUUCUAUCGUUUCUUGACUCCUGCUGCCGAGGAUACCUCCGGUAUCGGAAGUUUCGGACGCGGUUCUAAUCUUACCGGAAGAGAACCUACGUUCCGACGAUCGAGGUCCCUAGCGGUUCGUUUCCUCUUAUCGAAACCUGAGCGUUUAAGCGAAAAGAACGAGUCGGCGAGUGGUAAGUGCAAGACGCCGUCAUUUUGGUCGAUGUUUAAAGCCAGCAAUAAGAGCAAGCGAUACGAGAGUGAAGAUCGUCGAAGAGAAGAAGAUAAAGCGAGAAUAGCAGAGGAAGAACGGAUGAGGAUGAUGAGGAAGUCGAGGUCUGUUUUGGUGACGUCACAUUCCGGUAUCGGAAUAUCGAAAUUAUCGCCGUCUACGAAAGCAAAGAGCUGGUAUUUCCGGAGUCCGAUGAAGGUCUUCAGGCAAACAAGGGGAUUGGUUUUCCAAGAACGCUCUCCUUUGUAUCGAGGGUGA
This is a messenger RNA of Gossypium raimondii (Peruvian cotton), 639 nucleotides long. RefSeq lists its product as hypothetical. The coding region runs from base 1 to 639 and encodes 212 amino acids. The record is from RefSeq and is a predicted model, not a curated record. Lineage: Eukaryota; Viridiplantae; Streptophyta; Magnoliopsida; Malvales; Malvaceae. The transcript has a single exon.